Molecule: messenger RNA, 2776 nt
Organism: Onychostoma macrolepis
Lineage: Eukaryota; Metazoa; Chordata; Actinopteri; Cypriniformes; Cyprinidae
Gene: prkcdb
Product: protein kinase C, delta b
Exons: 16
Coding region: 173-2221 (682 amino acids)
Biological process (GO): protein phosphorylation
Molecular function (GO): ATP binding; diacylglycerol-dependent serine/threonine kinase activity
Source: RefSeq, a predicted model, not a curated record
CACUCCUCCAGUAUUGUCAAACCCCAGACACAGACACAGAAAGCGGGUAAAUACUUCCUCAAACACGGCGCGCCGCUCAUUCUGCUCUCAAUUUACACAGCGACAGUGAGAAUAAGAGACGAAUUACUGAAACCCUCUCGGACUUUGAAGUUGGCAGAGUGAUAUCUCAACCAUGGCUCCGUUCCUGCGGAUUGCCUUCAGUGAUUUUCAACUGGGAGAGCUUCCCCCUAUGACAGAGCAACCAUUCUGUGCCAUCAAGAUGAAGGAAUCCCUCAGCACAGAGCGGGGGAAGACACUGGUCCAGAGGAAGCCUACUAUGUACCCUGCGUGGAAAUCCACAUUUGACGCACACAUCUAUGAAGGCCGUGUCAUACAGGUGGUCCUGAUGAAAACGGCAGAGGAGGCUUUGUCGGAGGCAACGGUUGGGGUCUCUGUCAUUGCUGAGCGCUGCAAAAAAGGAAAUGGCUGUGCUGAGUUUUGGGUCGACCUGCAGCCUUCUGGGAAGGUGAUGAUGUCCGUCCAAUUCUUUGUAGAGGGUUCAGACCUAGAAUCAAAGUCCUCAGUGACUGGGAAAGAGGACGACGGCGUUCUCACAAUAAACAGGAGGAGAGGAGCCAUCAAACAGGCCAAAGUUCACUUUAUCAAGAACCACGAGUUCACAGCCACCUUCUUCAAACAGCCCACCUUCUGCUCGGUCUGCAGGGAGUUUGUUUGGGGUCUCAACAAGCAGGGCUACAAAUGUAGGCAAUGCAAUGCCGCCAUUCACAAGAAGUGCAUUGAUAAGAUCAUUGGGAGAUGCACGGGAACAGCAACCAACAGUCGAGAUACAGUGUUUCAGAAGGAGCGCUUUAAGAUUGACAUGCCACAUCGCUUCAAGACCCAUAACUACAUGAGCCCGACCUUCUGUGAUCACUGUGGGAGUCUGCUGUGGGGAAUGGUCAGACAAGGCCUCAAAUGUGAAGAAUGUAGUAUGAACGUUCAUCAUAAAUGCCAGACCAAGGUUGCCAACCUCUGCGGAAUCAACCAGAAGCUCCUGGCUGAGGCUUUGACUCAAGUUAGCCUGAAAUCUUCCACAAAGCGUCCAGAUCCCACUCUGUCAGAUAUUGGAAUCUAUCAAGCCAUAGAUAAAAAUGUGCCAGUGGACCCUAGUGCGGAGGGCUCUCAGUAUGGAAAACUGUGGGAUGAUAUGACCCCUGCCCCUCCCAGCACCACAUCCCGUGUCUCUAUGAACAACUUUGUGUUCCACAAGGUACUAGGCAAAGGCAGCUUUGGAAAGGUGAUGCUCGCUGAGCUCAAAGGAAGGGGAGAAUAUUUUGCUGUAAAGGCCCUGAAGAAGGAUGUGGUUCUUAUGGAUGAUGAUGUGGAGUGCACAAUGGUGGAAAAAAGAGUGUUAGCAUUAGCCUGGGAAAACCCUUUCCUCACACACCUCUACUGCACCUUUCAGUCGAAGGAGCACUUAUUCUUUGUGAUGGAGUAUCUGAAUGGAGGAGAUCUGAUGUUCCACAUUCAGGAUAAAGGCCGUUUUGAUUUGUACAGAGCCACGUUUUAUUCUGCUGAAAUCAUCUGUGGACUACAGUACCUCCAUUCUAAAGGAGUAGUAUACAGAGAUUUAAAGUUGGACAAUGUGAUGCUGGACAAGGAUGGACAUAUUAAGAUUGCAGACUUUGGGAUGUGCAAAGAGAACAUGCUUGGAGAAAACAGAGCAACCACAUUCUGUGGCACACCAGAUUAUAUUGCUCCUGAGAUCCUGCUGGGACAGAAAUACAGUUUCUCUGUGGACUGGUGGUCGUUCGGCGUGCUGCUCUACGAGAUGCUGAUUGGCCAGUCGCCGUUCCAGGGCGAUGAUGAGGACGAGCUGUUCGAGUCAAUCCGCAUGGAUGUACCUCACUACCCACGGUGGAUUACCAAAGAGACCAAAGACCUGCUGGAGAAAUUAUUUGAGCGGGAUCCAACUCGACGGCUUGGUGUUGUGGGAAAUAUCCGUGGACAUGCCUUCUUCAAGACAAUCAAUUGGCCUGCUCUGGAGAAACGAGAAGUGUCUCCCCCAUUCAAGCCAAAAGUGAAAUCCCCCAAUGACUGUAGCAAUUUUGACCGGGAGUUCCUCAGUGAGAAGCCCCGUCUCUCUCAAAGUGACAAGAACCUGAUAGACUCCAUGGACCAGUCUGCCUUUGCUGGCUUCUCUUUCAUUAACCCCAAAAUGGAGACGAUUAUGGAAAAAUAAGACAUUCCGACCAGGAUCCUGCCCAACUCAAAUCAAAACGGCGUAUAGGAGCCAGGAGUUCAACCAGUGUUACACUUGUUAUACUUUCUGGAUGGUCCAAAUAGAUAAUGCUGUAUUUAUGUCUUCUUUAAUCAAAUGAUCAAAACUUUAUUUGAUGAUGUACUAUAUUUGUUCUUGUAAUAUCUCUAAUAUAUGUUCAUGUGAUUAAAUAAUGCCCUUACUAUCAUACGUCCAAACAGACAGACAAAAAGGAAUUCUAGAAACCCAAAAGAAAGGGACUGUAUAUUUUAGUCUGUAUAAUAUGCUGGGACUUUGCAAUUUGAUUGAAUAGUGGCCUUUUUAACACUCUUGAAUCCUCCUUGUUUUCCCUCAAAAAAAACAUUUUAUUGAUAAAAAGAAUGUCUUGCUAAGGUUUGUUUGUGGGAUGAUUUGGUGGUUAUUUUUGUAUCUUACCCUUUCUUGUUGAUCUGAAACAAGUUCUACAGUGUAAGUUGUAAUUAAGAUGCUGAUUUUGCCAGCCUGAGCUGAGCGUGCACAGAAUAGUGUUUUUUUUUU